AUGGCUAACUCAAAGAACAUAAAAACAUUUCCAAUUAUGUUCAAGAACCACUCAUGGUCACCAUAUAUCGACCACGAUAAAGAAUGGGAAAAACUUAAGGUGAAACAGAACCGCAGACACCACUUGCAUGGUUGUAGCAAGAGCUUAGAUCACGGUGAUCAUUAUGAAUUUGAUGUCACUAGUGAUGAUAUCAAAGAGCUACGAGGUUGCUUUGAUUUAGGUUUCGGGUUUGAUCCAUGUAACGAAUUGGAUCCAAAGCUAUCAAGUGUUUUUCCUGCACUUGAGUUGUACAAUACUAUUGUGAAUCGACAAAUUAAUAACCGUGAUCUAUCUAGUUCUUCUUUCAUUGAAUCUAAUUUUUCUGUUGCCUCCCUUGCUUCUUUGAUCUUCGUUACUGAUACAAAUGACGAACCAAAUGUCACGAAGAUGAGACUGAGGCAAUGGGCGCAAGUUGUUGCGUAUUCUAGUCAUGAAGCUUGUAGGCAACCUAAAACAAAAGUUGCAAAAUAG
Messenger RNA from Erigeron canadensis, 510 nucleotides. RefSeq lists its product as uncharacterized. Lineage: Eukaryota; Viridiplantae; Streptophyta; Magnoliopsida; Asterales; Asteraceae. The record is from RefSeq and is a predicted model, not a curated record. The coding region runs from base 1 to 510 and encodes 169 amino acids. The transcript is spliced from 2 exons.